ACUUUUGUUUCUAAUUUUACCCUCUAUUUUCUAUUUAUUUUUCUACUCUGUACUUCUCCUAUGUUCUAGAUUCCGGUUCUGCCGAAUUCUUUUCCAGAUGUUAUCCUUUCAUCAUCGCAUCAUCGCAUUAUUUUUCAGUUCCUAUCCUAUUCUGCGCAUUCUUUUGCAGUUCUUAUUCUUUUUUUUUCUCAGCUUUUGCAGUUCUUAUUCAUUCUGCUUUUGCCAAAUACUUUUCCAGAUAUAAUCAUUUUCAUGACCGCUUGAACCGACUCAUUUUGAGUAUAAAAUCAGAUUCAUUUUCCAGUUGUUAUCCUAUGUUUUGCAUGAGGCAAUAGUGUUUUCUCAUCUUCCGUUAUGCUUCCCGAUUUUACCCCAUUGUGCGUCUCAAUUAACGGUUUGGUCUCUCUGACACAUUCACAGCCAUUGGAGUCUCGGUAAAAAGUGAGCCAGCGAUGCAGCUCUGAAGGAAAAAAAAAAAAAAAGGAAUGAAGAAGAACUCUGUUGGAGUUCACAAGUUCAUAGAAGAACUCGUGAAAAUCGAGUUUCCGGGAUCAAAACCAGUAUGUCAAGCAUCUUCAAAGUUUGGGCCAGCGUUGGUUCCCGGUCCGCUUAUCUUUGUCUUUGAAAAGGUCUCGACGUUUAUAGUCACAGAAGAGAAAGUCGAGCCACCGCCAGAAGCAGCAAAAACUGAAGAAGCAGCAGGUGGCAAAGAAAAGGAGAUCGUCGUCGUUGAGGAAGAGAAGAAAGAAGAAAAGAAGGAAGAGGAAGGGAAGAAAGAAGAGGUGGUGGAGAAAAUAGAAGAAGAGAAGAUAGAAGUUGUGGCAGUGGAGGCUGAGAAAGCGGAAGCAGCAGCAGCACCACCAGCUUCAACCGAGCCUGCAGCAGCCAAGGUGGAGGAAGCAGAACCCCCAAAGCCUUGACAAAUUCGAGUACAUGAGCAUGAGCAGCAACUUCCUUGAAAGUAAAAUUCGUGGGAAAGUUUAUCAAAAAAAAAAAAAAAAAGUGAUUUGUUAUUCUUUGUUCUCCAUCCUUUUCUUGUAAUAUUUCUCUGAUUUGCCCAGAAAAAAAAAACAAACAAAAAAAAAAAAAUCUGUAUUUAUUUUUAUGGAUUAUGCAAUUCAUGUGUGAACGGAUAAUCAUUGUGAAUUAAUCUGUAUUAUUUCCAAUAUAGUGGAUUGAUGGGAAA
Messenger RNA from Juglans regia (Persian walnut), 1186 nucleotides. RefSeq names its product plasma membrane-associated cation-binding protein 1-like. The record is from RefSeq and is a predicted model, not a curated record. The coding region runs from base 486 to 920 and encodes 144 amino acids. Lineage: Eukaryota; Viridiplantae; Streptophyta; Magnoliopsida; Fagales; Juglandaceae. Gene Ontology annotation, cellular component: plasma membrane. The transcript is spliced from 2 exons.